UUUCCUGCAGUGAGGUCAUGCUUUGGUGCAGAUGUGGCGUUCUACUGGUUUUCUGCAUCUGUCUUAUAGCCUGUCUCAACAUGUCUUCUUGUCCUUCUGGCUGCUGCUGUCCUGGCCCAGGACUUUUGGUUCUGUGCGAGUCCCUCGGACUGCGCUCUCUCCCACGCUCUGUCCCUCUGAGCACCUCCGCUCUUUCUGUGGCGAGAAAUGAGUUAUGUAAUGUGGACCACAUACUGAGACCCUUCUCCAGCCUCCAGGAGCUCAGUCUCAGUCACAACCAGUUGGCCCGCGUUCCUCGUGGCCUGCCGCCAAGCUUGGAUACCCUGCUGCUGCAAGAAAACCGCAUCACUUACAUCACAACAGGAGCUCUGAGGCACCUCGGAAACCUUACUCGUCUGGAUCUGGAGGACAACCGCAUCCGUGUUGUCCAGCCUGGGGCACUCCGUGGCCUUAGCAAGCUUCAAGUUUUAACACUGAAGGGAAACAACCUCUCCAGCCUUCCUCUGAAUCUCCCCCCGUCACUCAUGCAUCUGGACGUCUCAGCUAACUGCAUCUCUGCAUUGGACCUGCCCUCACUGUCAGCACUUGUCAACUUGCAGAUCCUUAAAAUCAACAGUAACUGCCUGCGCUCGGUCCCAGACGAAGCCUUUGACAGCCUGCCACGUCUCAGAUCUGUUAACCUCUCCAACAACCUUUGGGUUUGUCAGUGUGAGAUUUUAUACCUUUACCGCUGGAUACUGAGUGGUAGAAUGAAGAUGGCGACGGACUUGGUGUGUACUGAGCCUGUCCAUCUCGCUAACCGUCUGCUUUUGAACCUCUCCAUCAUGACCAUCUGCCCUCAUGCGCUGAGGCCAAAUGAGAAAAUGCAACAACUGGACAUGGUGACAGAAAUACCAAUGAAUCAAAGCUGGUUUGAAAAUAGGACAGAGCGCUUGUCAAAUCCAACCACAGUUAGAGUCCUUUCUAAAGACGUUCCUGACAACCGUGUGCUGUAUGAACACUUUACCUUAGAGACUCUCACCUAUGAAGAAUGUUUACACUUGAAUAAAACACAAGCCCUAAAUCCAUCCAAAUUAAAAACAGCAACUCCUUUUCCCAAAGACGAUCAGAAGUGUAGAGACAACGUUACAGGUCAGAACCCUCAGCGUAAUGUCUCCACUGCUGCAGAGGCCCUUUCCCUGCUGUCUACAAACAGAGACGCAGUGAGACCAACUGCUAACCCACAAAUAUUUGCACCACAGAACUCUGCAGUAGUCGUCUCCCUGCUAGCACUGCUAUGUGUUUUAGUAAUUGUCUUAAUGACGGCAGUGAUAUUGGUGUUGAAAGUUAUUCUCAGGCAACAACAGAGGGUGGCGCCACUAGAAGCAGGUUCUAGUGGAUGA
Molecule: messenger RNA, 1382 nt
Organism: Cynoglossus semilaevis (tongue sole)
Lineage: Eukaryota; Metazoa; Chordata; Actinopteri; Pleuronectiformes; Cynoglossidae
Gene: tmem119a
Product: transmembrane protein 119a
Exons: 1
Coding region: 18-1382 (454 amino acids)
Biological process (GO): neuron projection regeneration
Molecular function (GO): protein binding
Source: RefSeq, a predicted model, not a curated record